Molecule: messenger RNA, 15107 nt
Organism: Rhipicephalus sanguineus (brown dog tick)
Lineage: Eukaryota; Metazoa; Arthropoda; Arachnida; Ixodida; Ixodidae
Gene: mgl
Product: low-density lipoprotein receptor-related protein 2
Exons: 78
Coding region: 68-13828 (4586 amino acids)
Molecular function (GO): protein binding; calcium ion binding
Source: RefSeq, a predicted model, not a curated record
GGCGAGUUGCCGCUCAGUCUUGAAUCUGCUCAUCGGCUGCAGGAUGAACUGAUGCGCGGCCACCGAGAUGGGCUUUUCGGAUAACCGCCGGGUACUCUUGGGGACUGUUUGCGUGCUGCUGUGCGUAACGUCGGCCUCCGAUUCAGCGGAAGUAGAAGAAACAACAACGUGUUCAACAGAUAACUUCAGAUGCAGUAACGGCAGAUGUAUUCCUCUACGGUGGGUCUGUGAUUACCAAAAAGACUGUGAAGAGGGCGAAGAUGAACAUCAGUCUUGUGCUCCUCCACAGUGCAAUUCAAACCAAUUUUCAUGUGGGCAGUAUGUUUUUAAUCAAUCCUACUGCAUACCAAAGCACUGGAGGUGUGACCAAGUUGUAGAUUGUGUGGAUGGAACGGAUGAAAGUGGUGACUGUAAAUAUCGUGUGUGUGAAGAAAGUGACCAUAAAUGUGGCAGUGGUUUGUGUGUCCCAGCAUCCAAAAAGUGUGAUGGCUAUUAUGACUGCAGAGACGAAAGUGAUGAGGCAUCAUGCACAACAAAUGGAACUGCCUGCCGGUUAAAUGAAUUUCGCUGUCGACAUGGCAACAAAUGCAUUGAUGAGAGCAAGAAAUGUGACCACUGGGAUGACUGUGGGGAUAAUUCUGACGAAGAAGGAUGUGAUUUUCCUCCUUGCAACGAAGGCCAGUUUCGGUGCACAAAUGCUAUAUGCAUACCAAUUCGUUGGCGAUGUGAUGGACACUCGGACUGCUCGGACCAAUCCGAUGAACGAAACUGCACAUCUGUUACAUGCUUGGAUACAAAAUUUCUAUGCCCAUCUGAGAAAAAAUGCAUUGACAAGUCAAAGCUGUGCGAUGGGAAGCAAGAUUGUGAUGAUGGGGCAGAUGAGAAGAAGAAUUGCUCAUCCAGCCUAUGUCGCACACUGUCAUGUGAACACGGCUGCCGUGCAUCUUUGGAGGGUGGUGACUGCUUCUGCCCUCCCGGAAUGACUAUAAAUACCAAGGACAAACGGAGUUGUAUGGAUUUGAAUGAGUGCUCUGAAUGGGGUUACUGCGACCAGUUGUGCACCAACAGUCCUGGCAGUUAUCAGUGUCUCUGUGUUCGUGGGUACACUCUGGACCCACCUCGUCAUUGCAAAGCGGACAACAGCUCUGCUAUGCGACUAUUGUUCACUCGGCACAAUGCAAUUUACUCGGUCAGCAGUGAUGGAGCAGACUUGAGCAUUUUGGCAAAUGCGUCUUCAGCAUCUGGUUUGGACUAUCAUCAUGACAGAAAGUUACUUUUCUGGACAGACACUGAAACGAAACAGAUCCACUCAAUGAGGCUUGCAGGAGAUAAGGAGCUGAGGUCACCAAUCAGUGUUGUUUUCUCAUGGAAUCCUGUGUCUAUGGCUGUUGACUGGGUUGGAAACAAGCUUUACGUCUGUGACUCACUGGGACAGAAAAUUGAUUUGCUCGAAUUGGAUGGCCUUAGACAUGCCAUUGUGCUCAGCAGAAACCUUUCCAAUCCACAGGACAUUGCUCUGGACCCAACUGUAGGAUAUAUGUUCUUCAGUGAUGGUGACCACAUUGACCGCGCACAUAUGGAUGGAUCACACAGGACUACCAUAGUAACUGCCAUUUACAAGGCUACAGGCCUCACUGUAGACUAUGUCACUAAAUUUCUUGUAUGGUGCGACUCCCAGCUGGACCAGAUUGUUGCCAUCGACUACACAGGCAGCAAUAGGAACAUCAUUAUACGAGGCAGCACCCGUGUGCCAUCUCCAAACAAGAUUACAUUGUUUGAGGACAAAGUGUAUUGGACGGAUGGUACCCGACAAGGAGUUCUCCAAGCCAAAAUAUUCAACAACAAUGAUACUGUCACAAUAGUACACAGGGAUAGGCAACUUUCGAAGGAACCUGGUGCCAUCAAGUCCUACCACCCCUUACGCCAACCCGUCGUGUCAAAUCCUUGUGGUCUGAACAAUGGUGGCUGCCAGCACAUGUGCAUUGUGACCCGGGGAUCUGGCGGAUUCGGGCUACUUGGCUACAGAUGUGUUUGCCAUACAGGCUUUGAACUGCUGUCUAAUAGAAAGGACUGCACAAGGGUGUCAACAUUUUUGCUGUAUUCUCAGCAGAAGUUUGUGCGUGGCAGCCUCAUGAACAUAACUCAGGAUGGGUUCACAGAUGCCAUGGUGCCAAUUGUGAGCAAAUCUGCUCGUUUUGUCGGCUUAGACUUCGAUGCACGUGAAAGAUUUAUUUACUACUCUGAUGUCAUUCUGGAUGUUAUCUACAGAGUCACAAUUGAUGGAUCUGGGAAAGAAAAUGUUCUGGCAUCCCAAAAUGAAGGAGUAGAAGGCCUGGCCUUGGAUUGGGUUUCUCAUAACCUUUAUUACAUUGACAGCCGAAAAGGAACGUUGAAUGUCAUUAGUGUCAAAAACUUCCAGUACCGAAGAACAUUAUUGAAGAACUUGAAGCGUCCUCGUGCCAUUGUUGUCCAUCCAAACAAAGGAUAUGUGUUUUACUCUGAGUGGGACAGACCAGCAAAUAUCAGUCGUGCAUACCUGGAUGGAAGCAAUGUGAUGGUUUUUCGAGGUGUGCUGUUGGGAUGGCCCAAUGGGCUCAGCAUAGAUUUUCAGACUGAUCGUCUGUACUGGUGUGAUGCCCUCCUGGAUCACAUACAACAUGCAAAUCUGGAUGGAACAGAUGUCCAGACCAUCAACUCUCCGCGUAUUAAGCACCCUUUCUCACUAGUCAUUCAUGGAGAUUGGUUGUUCGUCACGGAUUGGCGUUUGGAUGCAAUCUUGAAGAUGCACAAGAUUACUGGAGCUGAUGAGAAGAUCAUAACUACAGUGGAAGAAGGCAGCCGACUUUAUGGCAUUAAGGUCUACAGCCGAGACAACCAGAAAGUUGACAGUCGCCACCCAUGUCAAUUCAACAAUGGUGGCUGCCAAAAGUUGUGCUUUCCCAUCCCAUCAAAUGGAAGCCAAGGUCCCGAUCUGGUUGUCAGCUGCGGAUGCCCUUAUGGUGAACAGCUCUCAAAGGACAACAGGACCUGCAUUUCAGACCCAUCUGCAGAACCACCUGUUCAGGCAUGCCCCAACACGUGGGACUUCACAUGCGAGAACCAGCGCUGCAUUCCCAAAACCUGGGUGUGUGAUGGAGACGAUGACUGUCUUGACAACUCAGACGAGAUGAAUAACUGUACACGAAACACUUGCAGUCCUCGUGAGUUCAGGUGUGGCAGUGGUCGAUGCAUACCCCUGUCAUUUAAAUGCGACUCUGACAAUGACUGUGGUGACUUCUCAGAUGAAACGGGAUGCACUAAUGUGAAAUGUGACAACUCGGAGUUUUCCUGCGAGAACGGACGAUGCAUUCCGCAGUCUUGGAAGUGCGAUUCUGAAAAUGACUGCGGGGACGGUUCAGAUGAAGGAGAUUUUUGUAAGGAAAAAACCUGUGCAUACUACCAGUUCACCUGCCCUGGAUCGGGUCAUUGUAUCCCACGUAGCUGGGUUUGCGAUGGAGACAAUGAUUGCUUCGACCAAGCUGACGAGAACAACUGUCCCCCAGCGGUCUGCAGCUCUUCUCAGUUUCAGUGCUCCAACAAGAAACAGUGUAUCCAUGAAAGUUACCGAUGUGAUGGAGUCAGUGACUGCCAAGACGGCUCUGAUGAACAAGGCUGUCCAUCAUUGGCACCUGAUCAGUGUGACCUGGAGAAGUCCUUCCAGUGCAAAAAGUCAAGGGUGUGCAUUCCAAAGCUGUGGUAUUGUGAUGGCAAUGCUGACUGUGAAGAUGGCAGCGAUGAACCUUCGUCAUGCGGCCAAGUUGAAUGUCCACAGAACCACUUCAAGUGCAACAAUACCAAAUGCAUCUUCAAGUCCUGGAUAUGUGAUGGCAGUGAUGACUGUGGAGAUAAUUCGGAUGAAGAUAGCAGACAUGCUUGUGUUGCACCGAAAUUCCAAUGUGAGCAUGGCCAGUGGCUUUGCCCAGGAGUUACAGAUCGUUGUGUCAAUAUAUCCUCGGUAUGUGAUGGAAAGCCUGAUUGUCCAAAUGGAGCUGAUGAAGGCCCUGGCUGUGCAUCUACACCAUGCAAGGACAACAAGGCUGGUUGCACACAUGGAUGCCAUGUAACACCCAUGGGGCCUCUAUGUACCUGUCCAAAGGGAGAAGUACUGAAUGACACAACAACAUGCGUUGACCUCAACGAAUGCCUGAUUGCUGGAACCUGCAGCCAGCACUGCACCAACAGCAAGGGAUCAUUCACAUGCUCAUGCGAGCCAGGCUACACACUUGAGCUCAAACACAGAUGUAAAGCAACCAACAGGUCAGAUGCCUUCUUGGUGAUCUCAAACCGCCGCUCAAUUCUGGUUGCAAACCUGGACACAAGCUUUCUGGAGCGUGUGCCUGUAAAAGUGGAAAAUGUUGUCGCUACUGCUUCGGAUAUGGCUACCAACACCAUUUAUUGGUCAGACAUGAGUGUGAAGAAAGUUUUCCGGCUGACUAAAGGUGGAGAACCACAAGUGGUAAUUUCUAGUGGCCUUGAUCUGGUAGAAGGCUUGGCUGUUGAUUGGGUGGCACGCAAUCUCUACUGGGUUGACUCUCGACUCAAGACAAUUGAAGUGUCAACGCUCGAUGGAAAGAACCAUAUUGUGUUGCUGAAGGAAAAUAUUAGUCAACCAAGAGGCCUGUCUCUGGACCCAAGAGAAGGGGUUCGUCUCAUGUUCUGGACUGACUGGGGUGAAAACCCACGUGUUGAGAGUGUUGGUCUUGAUGGUACCAUGCGGAAGACAAUUGUGCACACCAAGAUAUACUGGCCCAAUGGUCUAACCCUUGAUUUACCCAACAAGCGCAUUUACUUUGCUGAUAGCAAGCUGGACUACAUUGACUUCUGCAAUUAUGAUGGCUCAGGGCGUCAACAAGUGCUGGCACACAACCAUUAUCUGUUGCACCCACACUCCCUCACCAUCUUUGAAGACACACUGUAUUGGACAGAUCGUCAGCUAAACAGGGUAUUAUCGUGCCAGAAGUUCAGAGGCACCAAUCAAACUGUUGUGUCACAUCUUGUUAGCCAGCCCUUAGGCAUUCAUGUGAACCAUCCAGUACUGCAACCACCUUCUAGCAACCCCUGUGCAAGUGCACCUUGUUCCCAUUUGUGCUUGCUGUCGCCAUCAAGGCCUACGCAGUAUUCUUGUCGUUGCCCACCCGGCUACACACAAGACAGGGCUUCAGCCAGUGGCUCAUGUGUACCAGUUGAUACUCCAUUCCUGAUGCUCAUGAAGGCCAACCAGCUGAUUGACAUUAGCUUGACACCUGAUGACAAGUCAUCUGGCCAAAUUGUUCCAAUAAUAGGCAUUGAGAAUGGCUAUGACUUUGACUAUGACAAGCAAGAGGGCAAUAUCUACUGGAUUCAGCUGGCAGAUGAAGACAAGGAGAAUGGCACAAUCUACACUGUGAGCCUCAAGGGUGGAAAUGUAACCAAAUUCUUGAUGGAUGGAAUUAUUGGUGCUCCAUAUGCAAUUGCCUUUGAUUGGGUUGGAAGGAAUUUGUACAUUGGAAACAGGAAGGCUUCCAACAUAGAAAUUGUGAAAGUAGAUGGAGAAAAACAGUACCGAAGGGUUUUGCUGACAAAUGAUGGAUCUGAAAAAGGAAUUGGAAAGCCAAAGGCCAUAGUACUUGAUCCUGAGCAAGGAAAACUUUUCUGGCUUGAUGAUGGCGGCAUUGGUGUUCCAAGGAAGCUGGCCCGAGUGUCGAUGGAUGGCAAGAACCCGAUUAUUCUAGUCAAAGACAACCUGCGACGCCUUGAGGCACUCACCAUUGACCUUACAGGAAAACGUGUCUACUGGAGCCAGAGCUUUGAAGGCAUUAUUGAAAGUGUGGAUCUGGAUGGAAAUGGCCGCAAGACCCUAAUAUCCAGUGUGGCAGGCCUGGCCAAGCCUCAGGGGCUGACUGUCUUCAGCAACAAACUUUACUACCUUGACUCUGUUCAUGAAAAAAUAGCACGAGUUGACCUGCCUGAUGGAGGAAACCAAGUUGUUCUGGAGGACAACACCCCUGGCCUGGUCACCUUGAAGGUAUAUGGCAAGAAACCAGGGGACAGCCAUCCUUGUCGAAGCAACAAUGGUGGCUGCGAGCAGCUGUGCAUUCCUGUCUCCAACAACCAGAGACAGUGCAUGUGUAGUACAGGCUUCAAGGGCAAUGGAGACACGUCCUGCAUGCCAUACUCAUCGUUCCUGGUGGUAUCUGAGCUUGACAAAGCUCGAGGGUUCAGUCUCGAAGACCAUGGAGAAGCUAUGCAACCGAUUGCUGGUCCAGGACACAACAUCCUACACCUUGAUGUGCAUGUAGCAAUGAACCACAUUUAUUGGAUUGAGUUCAACCAAGGCGAGCGUAAUGGCAUUUACCGAAUUAAGCCUGAUGGCACAGAUCUGAAGCAUGUGAUUGCCGAUGGUAUCGGCAGCAAUGGUAUACGUGGCGUUGCUGUUGACUGGGUUGCAGGAAGCAUAUACUUCACCAACGUCUUCCCUCAUGAAACAUACAUAGAAGUGUGCUUGCUGGAUGGAUCAAAUAGAGUCAUCUUACUCAAGACUACUACUGACUCUCCUCGAGAAAUAGCAGUGAAUCCUGUGAAGCGGUUCCUGUAUUGGAUUGAUUAUGGCCAGUACCCGAAGAUUGAGAAGGCCUAUCUGGAUGGAACAAACCGUGUACCCAUUGUGGUUACUGGAAUAAGCAAUCCUAGGGACUUGACGAUUGAUAUUGUUACUCAUGAUGUCUAUUGGGUUGACUCCAGAGAAGAUGCCGUUCAGAAAGUUUCUUUCUCUGGUGGAAACCGGCAGUAUGUCAGGAAAAACCUUCCAAACCCAAUGGGUGUGGCUGUUUCCGGCCAGUAUGUUUACUGGGCAGACAGGAAUUUGCGAACCAUCUACAAGGCGAGCAAGUUCCAAACAAACACUACCAGCCCACCAGAGCCAGUGAAAUCUGACUUGAACAUGCUGCGAGACAUCGUUGUUUUUGACAGCUCUAACCAGCCCCCUGCCUCAUCACCCUGUUCAACAAGGCCAUGUGACCAGCUUUGCUUCUCUAUGCCGGAAUCCUACAAUGGCACAAAAUGGAAGUGCGGGUGUGCCUCUGGCGAGCUGGCAGCUGAUGGGCGCAAGUGUGACAUGUCUAAGGUCUUCCUCGUCUUCACCACACGCCGGGAAAUUCGAAGCCUUUUCAUGGACCCACAUAAGACAAGUGUGCCAUUCCAGCCCCGAGGAAAUCUCACAAAUGUUGUUGGUCUUGACUUUGACUAUGCAGACAAAAGAAUGUAUUUCACCCAAAUUCGCCCAGAUGGCAGCAUUUCCUGGGUGAACCCUGACAAAAUGGACAUUCAUGUUGUUUUGAACAAGACAAUCAAUCCAGAAGGUAUUGCCUUCGAUUGGACAGCAAAAAAGAUCUACUGGACUGAUUCUGCCAACAGGAGCAUUUAUGCCAUGAACAGAGAUGGCACCCAGUUAGUCAUGAUUGCCCAUGUGGAAAGGCCCAGGGCUAUUGUGCUGGAUCCCUGCCAAGGGUAUAUGUACUAUACUGACUGGGGACGUUAUGGAAACACUGGCAAAAUAUACCGUGCAACAAUGGCUGGCAACAACAAGCAGGCAAUUGUGGAACAGAACCUGACCCAGCCAAGUGGUCUUGCCUUGGACUAUGAUGAUAAGAAGCUUUACUGGACUGAUGCUCUAAGGGAGAAGAUUGAACGUUCUGACUUAGAUGGAAAGAACAGAGAGACUCUUGUGUCUGCAACGAUUUACCCAUUUGCUAUCACAGUUUAUGAGAACUACAUCUACUGGACUGACUUACAGCUCCGUGGUGUCUAUCGUGCUGAAAAGCACACUGGGGCUGGUAUGAUUGAAAUGGUGAAAAGACUUGAGGAAUCUCCACGUGAUAUUCAUAUUUACUCUCCUGAUCGACAAAAAUGUGACAAGAAUCCAUGUAGUUUACAGAAUGGAGGUUGCGCUCAUUCUUGUCACCAAGCUCCCAAUGGAACCAUUGAAUGCCUCUGCAACUCAACAUUUAAGGUUGCAAAUGAAGGAAGAAUGUGUGUUCCUGAAAAUGUUUCUUGCGAUGACACAAAGUUUGCAUGUGGUAAUGGCAAAUGCAUUCCUCGGCUGUGGGCUUGUGAUGGAGAUGAUGACUGUGGAGACAAUACUGAUGAAGACAAGUCAUUCUGCGCCCAGCAUACAUGUGGACCAACAGAGUUCAGAUGUGGUAAUGGCCGAUGUAUCUUCAAAACAUGGAAAUGUGAUCACGAAAACGAUUGUGGGGACAGCACAGAUGAGGAAGGCUGUGAAUACCCACCAUGUCCUGAUGGCGAGUUCACGUGUGCCAACUUCCGCUGCAUCCCAAAAACUCAACUGUGCAAUGGUGUAAAUGACUGCAAGGACAACAAAACUUCAGAUGAAAGCCAUGCAAACUGUCCAAAUAAUCGCACAUGCCCGGGAAACCACCUGAAGUGCGAGACAACCAACAUUUGUGUAGAGCCCUACUGGCUCUGCGAUGGUGAUAAUGACUGUGGGGAUAAUUCUGAUGAGGUAGCCUUGCUUUGCUCACAGAGGACCUGCCCUCCCAAUAGCUUCAGGUGCCCCAAUCACCGUUGUAUUCCAGCAACAUGGCACUGUGAUGGAGAUGAUGAUUGUGGGGAUGGUGCUGAUGAACCGGAAGAUUACUGCAAGAGUGAAAAGCGAACUUGUUUUGGAGACCUGUUUACCUGUGACAAUGGAAACUGUGUGCCAAGGAUUUACAUAUGUGAUGGUGACAAUGACUGUCUAGAUAAUUCGGAUGAAGAUGCCCGCCAUCAGUGUGAUACCCGUGAAUGUGAUCCUGAACGUGAAUUCAAGUGCACUCAGAAUAAACAGUGGGGACGUGCUACUUGCAUUCCAAAGCGUUGGGUAUGUGAUGGAGACCCUGACUGUGUAGAUGGUGCUGAUGAGAACACAACUGCACACAACUGUCCGGCACCCGAGCCAUGUGACCCUGAGAAGCAGUACCAGUGCAAAAACCAGCGUUGCAUAAACAAGGACUGGGUGUGUGAUCAUGACAACGACUGUGGGGAUGGCUCUGAUGAACCUCGCAAUUGUACAUUCCGAAACUGCACAUCAGAAGAAUUCACAUGCCGUAAUGCGAAAUGCAUCCGCAAGUCCUACCACUGUGAUGGUGAAGAUGACUGUGGUGACGGCAGUGAUGAACUAGAAAAAGACUGCAAAAAAGAGGAGACAACUUGCUCGGGGGCACAGUUUCGGUGCAAAAGUGGACAGUGCAUUCCAUAUGAACGUGUGUGCAACAAGCAGCAGGACUGCUCUGAUGGCUCCGAUGAACCUGCGCACUGCAAUGUUGAUGAAUGUGCGAAGGUGGAGCUCAAUCAAUGCGAACACAAAUGUGUCAACACACUAACUAGCUUCUACUGUGAGUGCAAUGAAGGCUAUGAGUUGCUCAAGGAUGGCAAGGCUUGUGCUGAUAUCAAUGAAUGUCAAGUCAAACCUUCAGUAUGCAGUCAGUACUGUGUAAACAGCCCCGGUUCCUACUUCUGCAAAUGCAACCAGACCUACUAUGACCGUGAAUUUGAUGGCCGCACAUGCAAGCGAAAAGAUGACACUGUGCCCUGGCUGAUCUUCAGUAACCGCUACUACCUGAGAAACACUAGUCUUGAUGGCAGCUUGUACAACUUGGUGAAAAUGAAUUUACGCAAUGUUGUGGCCAUUGACUUUGACAUUCGAGAAGGAAGAAUUUACUUUGCUGAUGUUGGAAACAAGACAAUUCAGAGAAUUUAUACAAAUGGCUCUGGAGAACAAGUGUUGGUACGACAUGAUGUUCAUGGUCUAGAAGGGCUGGCUGUUGACUGGAUCGGAAGGAAAAUGUACUGGCUGGAUCGUACAAGCAAGCAAAUGUAUGUGUCAGAGUUAGAUGGUACCAGCAGGAAAACUAUAUUGCCAAAGGGCAUUUCAGACCCCAGAGCCAUUGCUGUGCAUCCUGGCAUUGGGUAUCUGUUCUUUACUGAUUGGGGCCACCAUGCUUUCAUUGGACGCAUGGGUUUGGAUGGAACAAACUUUACUCGCAUUGUGUUGUAUGAAAACAAACUCGUCUGGCCAAAUGCUCUGACGAUUGAUUACUUCAGUGACAAACUCUUCUGGGCAGAUGCACACCUUGAUUACAUUGAGUUUUCAGACUUGGAUGGCAAAAACCGGCAUACAGUGCUACAAGGACGCACUGUUCCGCAUGUUUUUGCCCUGACUGUAUUUGACGACUGGCUUUUCUGGACGGAUUGGAACAUGAAGGGAGUGUACAGGGCCCACAAGUUCACUGGGGAGAAGCUGCAAGUCUUGCGUAACACAUCGCACCGCCCCUAUGACAUUCAUGUUUACCACCCACUGCGCCAGUUGCCUUAUCCCAAUCCAUGUGGCAAGAACAAUGGUGGCUGUUCACACUUGUGCCUCAUCUCUCCUGGAGCCAGCAGCUUUCGCUGUGCUUGCCCAGACAACUUUGUGCUGCUGCCUGAUGAAAAGACGUGCAUUGCCAAUUGCACUGAAGGCCAGUUUCGGUGUGGUGGCUCUGAUGACCGCUGCAUCUCGGUCUUCUGGAAGUGUGAUGGAGAGAAGGACUGUCGAGAUGGCUCAGAUGAAGUGGGAUGUCCUGCUUUCUCCUGCAAGAAGGGACAGUUCCAGUGCCAUAACAAUGCCACUUGUGUGCCAAGGAUUAAGAUUUGCGAUGGCCAUAAUGACUGUGGGGACCAGAGCGAUGAGAAGUUCUGUGGGUAUCCUUGUGGGGAGCACAACUUUAAGUGCCAGAACACCGGUCGAUGUGUUCCAGUUUCUUGGCAGUGUGAUGGGGACAAUGACUGUACAGAUGGUUCAGAUGAAGAUCCUGCCAUUUGCCAUCACCAAGAGUGCAAUACAGACACGCAGUAUAAGUGUAAUAAUGGAAAAUGCAUACCGAAAUUGUGGUACUGUGACUUUGAUGACGACUGCGGUGAUAAUUCAGAUGAACCAGCACACAAAUGCCGAAACCGCAACUGCACUACUGGCUGGCAAAAAUGCCCCUCUGUGAACAACUAUCGGUGCAUACCUACCUGGCUUUUCUGUGAUGGCAAAGAUGAUUGCCGAGACAAUUCUGAUGAGACAAGCCCUGAAUAUUGCCCAAAAUGUCACGAAACUGGUGACUUUAAGUGUAGGAACAACCGUUGUAUUCCCUUGCGUUGGAGGUGCGAUUUUGAGGACGACUGCGGAGACAACUCUGAUGAGGAUAGUACAAUGUGUGCUGAACUCUACAGAGAUUGCUCAGAAAGUGAAUUCCAGUGCGCAAACAAAAAAUGUAUUCCAUCAAGAUGGCGGUGUGACCAUGACAAUGAUUGUGAUGAUGGAAGUGAUGAGAAGGACUGCUUGAAUUAUGCAUGCAAGGAAAAUCAGUUCAAGUGCAACAGUGGACACUGCAUACUCAGCAGACUUGUUUGUGAUGGCAACAAGGACUGCCAUGAUGUCUCGGAUGAACAGAACUGUCCAACACGAGUGCCUGGGGGCCUGUAUUGUCAGGAGAACAUGUUCCAAUGUAACAACACUGUGUGCAUCAGGCCUGACUUCAUGUGUGAUGGUGAUGAUGACUGUGGCGACUUCUCAGAUGAGGCCGAUUCAAUAUGCAAGGACCACAAGUGUGAUGUGACACGCAAGUUCCAGUGCCAGAACAACAAGUGCAUCCCCUUAUGGCAGCUGUGCAAUGGCAAUGAUGACUGUGGAGAUGGCAGUGAUGAGAACAAUCACCAGUUGUGUGGCAAACUAACACCACUUCCCUGCCUUGCUACGGAGUUCAAGUGCACUAAUGGGAAGUGCAUUCCCAGAGUUGAAGUCUGCAACCGCAAGGAUGACUGUGGUGACCUGUCAGAUGAACGUGGUUGCCAUGAAGGCACAUGCGAUGCUGCUACACGAGGAGGAUGCGAACAUAACUGCACAACUUUGGGAGAUUCCAAUGGCUACAUUUGCACCUGUGCUAGUGGGUACAAGAUAAAAGAUGAUGAUCCUAAACGUUGUGAAGAUAUCAACGAGUGUGCCACAUUUGGUCACAACUGUUCACAAAUAUGUGAAAACCUGAUGGGUGACUAUGGCUGCCGUUGCAAAGAAGGCUAUGAAAUGUUCAAGUCUCAUUGCCAUGCUAAAGGACCAGCUCCUAUUGUUCUUUACACCAAUGGACCUGACAUCAGAAUGCUGGACUUGAAGAAUGAAGUUCAGAGUGCUGUUAUCACUGGAGAGAGCAGGGUUCAGGCACUGGACUAUGAUCCUCGCGACCAGAUGCUCUACUGGACAGACUCUUAUGAGAAAACAAUUAAGAGAGCAUUCCUGCCAAACUUGACUGACGUCAGUGCUGGCAUUGGGUUCCCACAGAAUCUGGAGCUGAAGGGCCUCACAAAACCAAAUGCUAUUGCAGUUGACUGGGUUGGAAGGACUAUUUACUGGAUGGAUGCAGAUCUGUCAAGCACCCGUCCCAAGGGAAGAAUUUUUGUCAGCCUAAUUGAUGGUCGAUACAGAAAGACACUGUUGUCAUCUAACUUGGAAAGACCCACUUCAAUGGCUGUUGACCCUGACAUGGGGUGGAUGUUCUGGUCAGAUUCGGGCUCCAACCCCAAGAUUGAAACAGCAUGGAUGGAUGGCUCAAAGCGCCGUAUCAUUGUGGGUGACAAGAUUGGCUACCCAACAGGCCUGACGAUAGAUUAUGCCUCUGAUCACAGAAUUUAUUGGUGUGACAGCAAACUGAACACCAUUGAAACUGCAAAACAGGAUGGCUCCAACAGAGUUGUUAUCAUCAGUGGUGAUCUGAUGCAUCCGUUUGCAAUGGACUUGUUCGAAGACAGCAUUUUUUGGAUGACUCGAGAUUCUGGCGAGAUUUACAGGCAAGAUAAGCAUGGACGAGGCGUCAAAGUUCGAGUCAAACGAAAUGUUGAGAACCCAACAGGUGUCAAAAUCUUCCAGCCACUGAAGUACAAUCUCAGUGUUCCCAACAGGUGCCCAUCAUCAGGCUGUUCCCAUCUGUGCCUGUUGGUUCCCCAAGGCUAUCGUUGUGCCUGCCCUGACGGAACUUCCCUACAUGUUCUCAACUUUGGCAGUUGUGAUGCAGGGUUUGAAGUGCCAAAACCACAACCUUACAAGUGCCCUUGCCGAAAUGGUGGCCGCUGUGAGAGUGUCCGAGAUGAGCAAAUAGUGUGCAGGUGCUCAAGUGAAUUUGAAGGCAUGCACUGUGAAAACUUCAUUGCCCGUCGACGGAUAUCAUCUCUUGGAGGGGCCAGUGGCGUGGCUGCAGUCCUUGUUCCAAUUAUUGUGGUCCUCAUAAUAAUGAUCGUAGCAGCCACUCUCUUUGUGUGUGUACGCCGGCGUCAUUUCAAACAAAGUGGCCUUGGUGGAAGCACACAAAGUGUAUCUUUCAGGAGUGGCACAAAUGUGGAGUUUUCGCCAAAUUUUAUGCGAACUCGACAAGCAGAGACAAAUGCGGAAUCUUUAGAUGCUGACUUUGGACUGAAUGAUGUGAACAAGGCAACAGACUUUAGCAACCCAAUGUAUGAUGCAUUAGGAAAUGCUGAUGGCACUGCAGGUGCUGGUGAAACAGGCAAGGGAGGCCUAUAUGAAGUGGCUGGUGAUGUCUUUGACAAGAAGUAUGACAAGAACUGCUUUGACAGCAGCAAUAAGGCACCACCAAGUGUGGGAUCUGCUGUGCUGCACCCGUCAAUGGUGCUUCAUCGGUCAUCUCCACAUGUUCCUUUACGGCAAACAGCACUUGAUCCAACCACCGUGGACACAGACAAAGACACACAAAAUUUGGUGGAAGAGGACAAGUCAGAAUGCUGAGUGUGUCUGCACGAAUUGAGGCAGGCCUCCAAAACAGGUGAACUGGCUGGCAAUAGAACUGUUAACAAACAAGGACUCAUCUUCGAAUCGUGGUCGUUCUAGGUGUUGCAUAUCUUGUUUGGGCUGGGGAGUAGACUUGUACAUAUGGUAUUAACUGUUUUUCGAAGAGACAGGCAAAGAGCUAUAUUGUGUGCAGCCAGCAGCAAUGAUGUGUCUGCUCUGGACAAAGACUAGGCACGAUUACUGUUGCCAAGCGCUUGCUGCCCACAUCCUGAAUGUUUCAGGCCAGAGCUGGUGGGCUCAACGCUGUUAUUUAUGUCGUGUAUAAAACAGAAGGGCCUUUCAUGGUCGUGGCUGAAAAGCCUGCAGAAAGGCAAGUGUGGAGACCUCACCCCCACUAAGAGCAUGCUCCCACUUGCACGUGUCCCUCCGAGAACGCACAAGGUCUGGAAUGGGUCUGAGGCUUGUCCCGAUCACCAGUCUUGCACGGAUGCGUCUUCUCACAAGACAGAGAGUUUGUUUAUUUGUGGAUUGAUUUUAUAAACUGUUUUUAUGUUAUACAAAUUUUUUUAACUGCACCUGGCAAUGCUUUUACAAUCAAGUUUUGCUGAAGUCAUGUGUGCCCAAUGAGAAUGUGUGAGUAUGCCUCUGAAGAUCGCAGUGUCUUGUACUGGCUGAUUUUAUAAAAGCCCUGCACCUUUCCAAUGCUUGGAGGUCUGUCUCCUUCAGGCAUAGAAAGUGCAGGGCUUUUUCUUUUCUUCUCGUGUGAGCCUGUUCAUGCAGCAGCAACUGGACAAUGCCUUCAAAUCAGGAAAAAAAACUCUGUGGCAUUCCCUGUAUAUGUGCUGGACUGAGUGCUUAGUGUUGGACGGGUUUCAGUCUAGUUACUUGCAUUUGCUGCUGUGGACAGGCUGUCGUGGUGUGACUUAGGACACACAAGUGCUUGAUGUGUACAUGUGAUAUUUUUUUUUUUUUGUAAAAGCUUGGACACGCCAUACCUGCUGAUAACUGAUACCGUAUCAUUCCAUCUGUUCAUUCCAUGUUCGGUACAAAUGUGUGAUAUAGUUUCUGCUCUUUUUUGUUUGUUUUAGGCAGACAAAAUGUUUUAUAUAAAGUGAUGAGUCUUGCUCUGUUGUGACACAUUCCCACCCACUUCCCUCCCCCCGUUCCCCCCCAUUCCCCCCCCUUGUGAUUGCACUCAGGUGCUGAUCAGCUUACAGUUAAUCCAUGAAAUUCUCAUCUGCCAUUUCAAAGAACAAUAAAUUUGUAAUACUUGAAA